AUGACUUCCUGCAAACAAUCACAAUCAAGCGAAAGAUUGUUGCCUACAGAUAUUUUUUUCUUUCUUUCUUUCUUUCUUUCUUUCUUUCUUUCUUUCUUUCUACCUAUCUAUCUCAGUGUAUCUAUCUAUCUAAAUAUCUGUCUCAGUAUGUUCAUAUCUAUCUAUCUAUCUAUCUAUCUAUCUAUCUAUCUAUCUAUCUAUCACUAUUUUUACCUUUUGUCCCCAUCCAUUUCUAUAAAAUCUCCUUCGAUUCUAUUUACUUUAUCCGCUUACCUUUCUACUGCCAUUUAUUCCCCAGUUUUACCUCAUCUCUCCUUUUUUUUAAAUUUUAUUUUGUUUAUCCUAUCUAUAUUCUUUUUCUUCCUACCUCUUUGCUAUUUUCCUUCCAUUUCCAUCUUCUCUCCUAUUGCCUCCAUUUUCCUCUCCCGUUUUCAUUUCUUCGAUAUUUUCUUUUCCUCUGUUUUUAUAAAUAAUCUCCCUUUUCGUUCGUAUUCAUCAACAAAUUCGUUCCCCAUGUCCUUUUUCUCUACUUUAUUGUCUUCUUUAUCCUCUAAUUUAUUGUCUCGACAUUCUCCUUUCUCUUUUUUUCUGCUUCUCGGGGUUUUUUUUUCUUUUCUUCCUUCAAUCAUUCCGUUUGAAUAUUUUUCUUAUCUCUUUCUUUCUUUUUCUCUUUCUUUCUUUCUUUCUUUCUUUAUGUCUAUCUGUUCUUUUUCCUCUUUUUGGCUUCUUUUUUUAAAAUAUUUUCUUUCUUUCUUUCUUUCUUUCUUUUUUUUUUCUUUCUUUCUUUAUUUCUUUUCCUUUUCUGUCUUUCUUUCUUUUUUCUCUUUUCUUUUUCAUCAUCAUCUCAUACGAUUUGUUCUCUCUCUCUUUCUCUCUAUCUUUCUCUCUCUCUCUCUCUCUCUCUCUCUCUCUCUCUCUCUCUCUGGCUCAAAGUGA
This is a messenger RNA of Acanthosepion pharaonis, 936 nucleotides long. The record is from the annotation of a GenBank genome assembly. NCBI's taxonomy places the organism in Eukaryota, Metazoa, Mollusca, Cephalopoda, Sepiida, Sepiidae.